Molecule: messenger RNA, 504 nt
Organism: Patiria miniata (bat star)
Lineage: Eukaryota; Metazoa; Echinodermata; Asteroidea; Valvatida; Asterinidae
Product: phospholipase A and acyltransferase 3-like
Exons: 1
Coding region: 1-504 (167 amino acids)
Biological process (GO): N-acylphosphatidylethanolamine metabolic process
Cellular component (GO): cytoplasm
Molecular function (GO): A2-type glycerophospholipase activity; glycerophospholipid phospholipase A1 activity
Source: RefSeq, a predicted model, not a curated record
AUGAGAGCAUUGGAAGACGAGGUGUACAUUGGCGAUAGGCUGGAGUUCAACCGUGUCAUGUACUCACAUUGGGGUAUAUACGUCGGUGAGUACGAGAACGAGAAACACGCUGUCAUCCAUUUCGGUAUGUUCGAAGGAGGGGCGGCAUUCUCCAAAAAGAAGAUAUCAGGCAGUGCGUCAUCUGCCAGUCGAAAGCCCGAGAUACGAGCUGAUCCCAUUCGGAAGGUGCUCGGCAAUUUUGGCUUGGUGAGAAUCAACAACAUAAGAGACAAAAUAGUAAAGUGUCUGGAUCUGGGCGUCAUCAUCAGAGUGGCAACGGAAAUGCAUCGAGACGAAAAGCCGAUUAAUUACAACCUUUUCGAAAGAAACUGCGAGCAUUUCGUGAACCUUUGUCGAUACGGCAAAGCCCACAGUGAACAGGUUGAUGCAGGAAAAGAAACGCUUUUAACAGCCAUUUGGCCUACUACUCGUAUGAUUUGUUCGAUCAUACACGGGCACUCAUAA